Molecule: messenger RNA, 1807 nt
Organism: Sitodiplosis mosellana (orange wheat blossom midge)
Lineage: Eukaryota; Metazoa; Arthropoda; Insecta; Diptera; Cecidomyiidae
Product: monocarboxylate transporter 9-like
Exons: 10
Coding region: 243-1682 (479 amino acids)
Biological process (GO): transmembrane transport; monocarboxylic acid transport
Molecular function (GO): monocarboxylic acid transmembrane transporter activity
Source: RefSeq, a predicted model, not a curated record
CUUGAGUUUUGUAUUCAGUGUUAAAGUGCAACGUGACCGCUACGAAUUAAUUGACGGCUUCGUAGAUAUUCGUUUCUGAAAUUUUAGAUAAUUUGAUGAAAACUUGUGUCAUAGCAUAAAUUCGUUUCUUUAUUCAUUCCGAUUAAAUUCCAAUUUUUGAACAAAGUGUUUUAAUGCAAUUGCAUUUUGAAAAACAGUGUCCGACAAAUUUCAGGUGUUGAAAAAAGUGAAUAAAUACAAAAAUGGCCCUAAACGAAACAUCUCAACAAAAAUCAACUAAAAAGGUUGAGGAUAAAAUUUUUGUCGAACCUCUUAAGCCACUUGAUGGUGGCUGGGGAUGGCUUAUCGUCGUCGGAUCAUUUGUUAUUAAUUUCAUAUCUGACGGAAUCGUGUGCUCGUUCGGGGUAAUAUAUGUUCAGCUGUUGGAUGAAUUUAACGAAGGCAAAGGAUAUACGUCUUGGAUUCUGAGUUUAAUGUCUGGAAUGGCAUUAUGCGUAGGUCCAAUUUCAUCAACAUUUGUAAAUAAAUAUGGAUUUCGUGCGGUGACAAUUUCUGGUUCAAUAUUGGCCGCUGUCAGUCUCUUCGCCAGCUACUAUGCACAAAAUGUAUUCACACUGAUCAUAACAAUUGGUUUUAUGCUGGGGAGUGGUUUGGGUUUGGUUUAUUUGCCGGCAAUAGUUAGCGUUACAACUUACUUUGAAAAGUAUCGAUCGGUUGCAGUUGGAAUUGCAAUGGCAGGUAGUGGACUGGGUACGUUUGUGUUCGCACCUCUUGUCGAUUUCCUGAAUGAAGAGUAUGGUUGGCGUGGGACUCUCAUGGUAAUGUCUGGAAUUGUUCUGAACUGCGCAAUUUUUGGUGUGUUGUUUCGACCGCUGGCAUCGUUCAACGAAGAAAACUCCCUUUCCGAGCAUUCGGAUUCAUUUGAAAGUAAACGAAACUGUGAUGCAGAGUCGCAUCGAAGCAGUCAUCAUGAGCAUGGGCAUUUGAAAUCGGAGCAGAUACCAUUGCCGCAGUCAAAUAAUUCCUGCACGAAUAUGUCAAUCAAAGUCUACAAGAAUUUUGUGAAGAUGAUGAACCUUGGUCUUCUCAAAGAUCCCAUUUUCGUUCUAUUUACAGUGUCCGAUUUUGCCACCAGUCUUGUGUAUUAUGUCCCUUAUUUCAUCAUCAUAGAUCAAGCAACCGAGCUCGGUGUGCGAAAAGACCAAGCAACACAUUUAGUUUCGAUCAUUGGGAUUUUCAAUACUUUGGGCCGUAUAAUGUGGGGCUAUAUAUCGGAUAAACCGUUUGUGAAUAGGCUUUGGGUGUACAAUAUUUGUCUGACUAUUUGUGGUUUAGCAACCAUCGCAUCUGUUUUUUGCUUCGAUUUUAAAACGCUGGCCAUUUUUUCGGCUGUGUUUGGAUUCACGAUCGGUGCAUAUGUCGCCUUGCGCUCAGUUAUACUCGUCGAUCUAUUGGGCUUGGAGAAGUUAAACAAUGCAUUCGGUUUGCUGAUGUUAUUUGAAGGCUUAGCCACAUUCAUGGGUGCACCGUUGGUUGGGUUCCUUUACGAUAUUUCAAAUUCAUACACUCCUGGAUUUCUGCUGGCUGGUACCAUGAUUGCUCUAUCCGGAUUCAUUCUAUUCUUUCUGCCCUUGUUGCAGAAACAUACAUCUAAGCAUAAUCCGGAUUUGGAGAUGACUUAACUAAAAGGCGUGAUUGCAUCAUAACAUUUACACCAAUUAGAAUGAUUUUAUUUAAGUUGAAAAAAAUAAAUAAAUAUAUUCUUGGAAUAAAUAAAUGCUCCAAAUUUUUUAUCAUUCACCAAUAA